Molecule: messenger RNA, 408 nt
Organism: Fimicolochytrium jonesii
Lineage: Eukaryota; Fungi; Chytridiomycota; Chytridiomycetes; Spizellomycetales; Powellomycetaceae
Product: protein yciI
Exons: 1
Coding region: 1-408 (135 amino acids)
Source: RefSeq, a predicted model, not a curated record
AUGUCAAUAGCAACCCGCCUUCCUUACGCUGCCAACAACGUUGUCCGGUCUUCGUAUCGGUUCAGCCUGUCCGCCGCUCAGACUCGAUACCUCUCGGCGACGGCCUUUGUGGGAAAACCUUACGUUGUGGUCGCGCACGAUGCAACGGACUCGGGAGCCCUACAGCGGAGGUUGGAUGUGAGGCCCGCUCACUUCGAAAAGGUAGCCGCUGCAAAAGCGGAAGGCAAGAUCGUGCUCGGGGGUGCUAUUCUCGACAGCCCAAAUGAGGAGAAAAUGGUCGGCAGCGUGCUGGUGGUCGAUAUGGAGUCGAAGGAGGCCGUCGAGGAAUUCGUACGCGCAGACGUCUACGUGAAGAAUAACGUGUGGAAAUCGUGGGAGAUCUUUCCCUUUAAGCCCGCCAAGCUUUGA